AUGUAUUCUAAGUAUGCUGACAUUGGUGGUUUUGAUGUGAGACUGAGCACGGAGUUAAGGUUUGAUAACAAGAUUAUAAAGAAGAAACAUGUUAUAUGUAAUCGCGGUGGCAAUCAAAAAAACAAAUCUUGUGAUACAUUGGAUUAUAAAGUUUUUCAGUUUGAUGAGCUUCACAACCAUCCACUUGAUAAGAGAAGUGAUUUAAAAAAAGCGAGGCAAAUGUCAUAUUCAGAAAAAGAGUUUAUGGUGCGUGCUUCCACAUCAAAAAUAGGCCCAACUAUGGCUCAUAAGUUGAGGGCAAGUCUGAAAGGUGGGUAUGAGUUUGUAAAGCUUAAAGUAGUUGACUAUAAAAAUUUAAAGAGAGAUAUGAACAGAGUUAUAUGUUAUAAAGAUGCCCAAAUGAUUGUAAACACAAUGAAUGACCGUCGAGCUCAUUAUCCAAAUUACUCAUUUGAGUUUAAUUGUCAAGAUGAUGUUUUGGACUGUAUGUUUUGGGAUGAUGAAAUGGAGAAGGCAUAUUAUGCUGAAUUUGGUGAUGUUAUCUCGUUUGAUGCAACUUUCCGAACAAACAAGUAUCGAAUGCUUUUUGUUCCAUUUACUGCUAUUGACCUUCAUAAAAAAUCAGUUACUAUUGGAGCGGGUUUGCUAAGCAAUGAAAGCAUUGAGUCCUACUCUUGGUUGCUUAAAGUGUUUCAUAAAACUCAUGGGAAAGAACCAACACUUGUUUUAAACGACCAAGAUGCUGCAAUAAAACAAGCUAUUGAGAAUGUUUUUCCGAAUUCAAAGCACCGAUUAUACUUUAGAAAAAGAUUUUCGAAGCUUGUCUGGGACAUUAAUAUGAAACCUGAUGUAUUUGAGGUGAAAUGGGGUUUGCUUAUGAAGGAAUUCAAUAUGGAAGACACGAGAUGGUUUAAAGACAUGUUUACAAAAUGUGAUUCAUGGAUACCGAGAUAUUUUAAUGAUAUUGCAAUAUGCGGGUUGAUGAAGACUACGUCGAGGUCAGAGAGUAUGAAUUCAUUCUUUAAUACCUACUCAGAAAGUGGUAAUUUACUUUUGAAUUUCAUGAUGAACUACGACACUGCCAUUCGAAAGCAAAGGAAUACUCAACGAGAGCUUGAUAAGGCAUCAUAUAAAAUGCAAACACCUCGAGAAAUAGAACUACAAGCAUCAAAAGUGUAUACAAGUACAUUAUUUUUUGAGGUGCAAAAGGAAAUAUAUAAAGCAAGUUUUUUCUAUACAUACUCGUAUGUUGGUAUUGAAGAUGGAUGCGAAGUUUAUAUUGUGCAACACAACAACACUAAAAACAAAUUUAAAAAUGAAUCUAAGAAUGUUGAAAUAAAAGCUAACAAGAAAGAAAUAAAUUGUAGUUGUGAACAUUUCAAGUGUAUGGGUGUUUUAUGCAGACAUGCUUUUACAAUAAUGAUGAGAUGUAGUGUGAAAGAAAUUCCUGAAAGUUGCAUUAUGAAAAGAUGGAGAAAGGAUGAAUUUGAGAGUGAGAGUGAUUAUACAUCUACUGGAUUGAAAAGCAAGAUGGUUGGUGAAGUGGUAUGCAAGCUUAUGGGUGUUUCUAUUCAUAUUCCAAAAGAGAUUAAUAUUCAUGUUCCUCAAGUUCAAACAAAUAAAGGUUCUGGAAUCAAGAAAAUAAUUCCAUGUGCAGGUGAAGUAGUAUAUGAAAAUUCUAAAAAAGAACAUAGAAUGUGUUCAGGAUGUGGAAAAUGA
Molecule: messenger RNA, 1719 nt
Organism: Lactuca sativa (garden lettuce)
Lineage: Eukaryota; Viridiplantae; Streptophyta; Magnoliopsida; Asterales; Asteraceae
Product: protein FAR1-RELATED SEQUENCE 5-like
Molecular function (GO): zinc ion binding
Source: RefSeq, a predicted model, not a curated record